ACCACUCGAUAUUUGUAUUGUACGUCAGUGAAUACAGUCAAUCAGACCACUCGAUAUUUGUAUUGUACGUCAGUGAAUACAGUCAAUCAGACCACUCGAUACUUGUAUUGUACGUCAGUGAAUUCAGUCAAUCAGACCACUCGAUAUUUGUAUUGUACGUCAGUGAAUACAGCCAAUUAG
Messenger RNA from Lottia gigantea (owl limpet), 180 nucleotides. RefSeq lists its product as hypothetical. The transcript has a single exon. The annotation marks the transcript as partial. NCBI's taxonomy places the organism in Eukaryota, Metazoa, Mollusca, Gastropoda, Lottiidae. The record is from RefSeq and is a predicted model, not a curated record.